This is a messenger RNA of Chionomys nivalis (European snow vole), 1358 nucleotides long. RefSeq names its product transmembrane protein 240 (gene Tmem240). NCBI's taxonomy places the organism in Eukaryota, Metazoa, Chordata, Mammalia, Rodentia, Cricetidae. The record is from RefSeq and is a predicted model, not a curated record. The transcript has 4 exons. Bases 258 to 779 code for a protein of 173 amino acids.
AGCCGACCGCAGGGAGCCGGGCACAGGGAGCACCGGAGGGCGGAGCGGAGCGCGGCCAGCGACGGGCGGCGAGCGAGCGACCCUACAGCAGCCCCCACACCUCCGCUGCCUGUGACCGCGCCUGCCCCCGGGGCCCGCGGCGGCCCGGCGCGCGAGCGCUGACCUCUGCGGAGGCGGCGCGGGCUCAGCAUCGGGCCGGGGCCGGGAGGGGCACCGGGGCCGGGGGGCGGCGCUCCGGCCCGGCCCGGCCCCGCCCGAUGUCCAUGAGUGCGAACACCAUGAUCUUCAUGAUUCUGGGGGCGUCGAUCGUGAUGGCCAUCGCGUGCUUGAUGGACAUGAACGCGCUGCUGGACCGAUUCCAUAACUACAUCCUCCCGCACCUGCGGGGCGAGGACCGCGUCUGCCACUGCAACUGUGGCCGGCACCACAUCCACUACGUGAUCCCGUACGACGGGGACCAGUCGGUGGUGGACGCAUCUGAGAACUACUUUGUGACAGACAAUGUGACCAAGCAGGAGAUCGACCUUAUGCUGGGGCUGCUUCUGGGCUUCUGCAUCAGCUGGUUCCUGGUGUGGAUGGAUGGCGUCCUGCACUGUGCCGUGCGCGCCUGGAGGGCCGGUCGGCGCUAUGAUGGCUCGUGGACCUGGCUGCCCAAGCUGUGCAGCCUGCGGGAGCUGGGCCGGCGGCCGCACAGGCCCUUCGAGGAGCCCACAGGGAACAUGGUGCACGUGAAGCAGAAGGUCUACCACAACGGCCACCCCAGCCCACGGCACCUGUGAGUGCACGGGACUUGGGGCUACUGUGCACAUGUAAAGGGACCUCGUGGACGCUCAGCUGGCGAGAUGGGACUGCGGCCUCAGGCCCAGGGUAUGCUGGGCUGUGGCCAGCUGGGCUGUGGCCCGCAGGCAAAUCCAGUGGAAGGUGCUGUCUCUUCUUUUUAUAAAGGGGGUCGGGUGGGGGCUGGGGUCGGGAUGGCCACUGGGCUUCAGGGACAGCAACCUGGUUUCCACAGUGAGCAGGACACAAAAGCAGGCUUUUAGAGGUGCUGGGGCCGGGGUGGUGGGUUCACAAUGGGGACAGGCAUGGCCUGGGUCACGCUAGCCUAAGGCCACAUCUCAUUGAAAGCACCACUGUUUCCUGUGCACCUGUUGUCCAUCCGUCCGUCUGGAGGGGAGGGGUGUUGUCAGGGGCCGGCGCCCAUCUGCACACGGGAGCAUGUGCAUGGGGCGUGUGGGACUGGAGGACUGGAGGGUGGGACUGGAAAGGCGGGCCCCCAGCAGCAAUAAAGACGCGGUGGCCCCAGGUGUCCCAGCCCUCACUGUGAAGCCCACCCUGCCUGGCCAGUAAAUUCUCCAGAA